Messenger RNA from Juglans microcarpa x Juglans regia, 1851 nucleotides. RefSeq names its product high affinity nitrate transporter 2.5-like. NCBI's taxonomy places the organism in Eukaryota, Viridiplantae, Streptophyta, Magnoliopsida, Fagales, Juglandaceae. The transcript is spliced from 2 exons. Gene Ontology annotation, molecular function: nitrate transmembrane transporter activity. The record is from RefSeq and is a predicted model, not a curated record. Gene Ontology annotation, biological process: transmembrane transport. The coding region runs from base 191 to 1696 and encodes 501 amino acids.
AAUCCAAGUUUUGUAAGGUGGGAAAGGCUCAAUAAAUUGGAGACUAUCUUCAGUCAAGGGGCACCUCUACCAGUUAGUUUCCAUCUUCUGUUCUCCAAAUUGAAGAGACAGAAGAUGUAGAGAAGUUUAACCAUCUUAUUGAUCUCUCUCCAAACUCAUAUAGAGACAUACUUUACUUUGUAGAUCAGAUAUGGAAGAAGAAUCUCAGCCUCCUAAAUUCGCCCUUCCGGUGGAUUCAGAACACAAGGCCACUGAAUUCCGGUUAUUCUCGGUGGCAGCACCUCACAUGCGAGCAUUUCAUCUGUCAUGGAUCUCCUUCUUGGCUUGUUUUGUGUCUUCUUUUGCGGCUGCACCGCUCCUCCCAAUCAUUCGUGAUAACCUCAACCUCACAUCCACUGAUAUUGGCAACGCCGGGAUUGCAUCAGUCUCCGGAGCAGUCUUCGCCCGGAUUGCCAUGGGGACUGCCUGCGAUUUGUUUGGACCCCGCCUUGCCUCUUCCUCGCUCAUCCUCCUCACUGCACCAGCAGUUUACUUCAGUUCUAUUGCCUCAUCUCCUACAUCUUUCCUCCUCGUACGCUUUUUCACGGGCUUCUCCCUUGCUACUUUCGUCUCAACUCAAUUCUGGAUGAGCUCUAUGUUCUCUGCUCCAGUAGUUGGUGCCGCCAAUGGUUUUGCAGGUGGCUGGGGCAACCUGGGUGGUGGAGCGACGCAACUCCUCAUGCCACUUGUGUUUAGUGUCAUCCGAGACAUUGGCGCGGUCAAAUUUACAGCCUGGAGAAUUGCUUUUUUCAUUCCUGCUCUGUUUCAAACAUUGUCGGCAUUCGCGGUUUUGAUCUUUGGACAGGACAUGCCGGAUGGGAACUUCCAUCGACUGCAGAAAUCUGGGGAGAAGCCAAAAGAUAAAUUUUCGUGGGUUUUCUACUAUGGGGUCACAAACUAUAGAGGGUGGAUUCUGGCAUUGACUUACGGUUAUUGCUUUGGGGUAGAACUGACUGUGGACAACAUUAUAGCUGAGUACUUUUAUGACAGAUUCAAUCUAAAACUCCAUACUGCAGGAAUGAUAGCAGCAAGUUCUGGGUUAGCAAAUCUAUUCUCUAGGCCAGGAGGAGGGCUUCUCUCUGAUGUAAUGGCAAAGAGGUAUGGAAUGAGGGGAAGGCUUUGGGCCUUGUGGGUAGUGCAAACCUUGGGAGGUAUUUUCUGUGUUAUUCUUGGGCAGGUUGGGACUUUAAGUGCAUCCAUUUUUGUGAUGAUUGCUUUCUCUAUUCUUGUCCAAGCUGCUUGUGGGCUUACAUUUGGGGUGGUUCCUUUUGUCUCUCGUAGGUCACUGGGGGUCGUAUCCGGCAUGACCGGCGGUGGUGGAAAUGUUGGGGCAGUUUUGACGCAGCUGAUUUUCUUUAGAGGAUCCAGAUAUUCAAAAGAAACAGGGAUAACUCUAAUGGGAAUCAUGAUGAUAUGCUGCAGCCUUCCAUUAUUCUUAAUAUACUUCCCGCAAUGGGGUGGCAUGUUUUGUGGCCCAUCAACUAAAACACACGCCACAGAAGAGGAGUACUACAUGUCUGAAUGGAAAUCAAAUGAGAAGGAGAAUGGUUUUCAUCUAGCAAGCUUGAAAUUUGCUGAGAAUAGCGUGAGCGAAAGAGGCGUAAAAGCAGACAAUGUAACCAGGCCCUCUGAUCAAACUUCACCAGCUCAUGUUUAGCUACAACCUCAUUCAUGCCUGUGUAUAAACAAUUCCCUGUUCUGCCCGAAAUAAGGCCCAAAUCCAUGCAAGUAACAUGCGUUUAGAUGCGCUUUUUUUUUUUUUUUUUUAAGUCAACUACUAAAAAAGGUUUUAUACUCCUGGCCUACCCACCA